Molecule: messenger RNA, 2606 nt
Organism: Acomys russatus (golden spiny mouse)
Lineage: Eukaryota; Metazoa; Chordata; Mammalia; Rodentia; Muridae
Gene: Fbxo42
Product: F-box protein 42
Molecular function (GO): protein binding
Source: RefSeq, a predicted model, not a curated record
UCUUCUCCCAGUCUGAGCAGCAGCAGCGGUGGCAUCAGGGACGGCGGCGGCGGCGGUAGCCGCGACGGCGUCUGAGUGGAGGAAGAUGGCGGCUCCGGGCGGCCCCGGGUCCCGUCAGCUGUGAAGAUUCCCAGAUCCCAGCAAGCACCGGCCUGAGGCAGAGCGGCUGUGCUCUGGCCCUGGCUCGGGCUCCUUCGCCACCGUCGCCGGAGACGCGAAGCCGAGAGCGCGGAGCGGGUUGGGCAAGCUUCAAGUGGGAUGUCAUGGCCAGCUCCUCGGACAGUGAAGAUGACAGUUUCAUGGCUGUGGACCAUGAAGAAACUGUGCUGGAAGGAACAAUGGAGCAAGAUGAGGACUCUCCCCCAGUGUUGGAGGUUGAGGAGACAAGACAUAAUAGGUCCAUGUCUGAGCUGCCGGAAGAGGUUUUGGAGUACAUCCUAUCCUUCCUUUCACCAUAUCAGGAACACAAAACUGCGGCUCUGGUCUGCAAACAGUGGUAUCGGCUUAUCAAAGGUGUCGCCCACCAGUGUUACCAUGGUUUCAUGAAGGCUGUCCAGGAAGGAAACAUUCAGUGGGAGAGCCGCACUUACCCAUACCCCGGAACCCCCAUCACUCAGAGGUUCUCCCAUAGUGCGUGCUAUUAUGAUGCCAAUCAGUCUAUGUAUGUCUUUGGGGGCUGCACCCAGAGCAGUUGCAAUGCUGCCUUCAAUGACCUCUGGAGGCUCGACCUAAAUAGCAAAGAGUGGAUUCGGCCGUUGGCUUCAGGGUCCUAUCCCUCCCCCAAAGCCGGGGCCACUCUGGUCGUGUACAAGGACUUGCUAGUGCUAUUUGGUGGCUGGACGAGGCCAAGUCCCUAUCCCUUACACCAGCCAGAGAGAUUCUUUGAUGAAAUUCACACAUACUCACCAUCUAAAAAUUGGUGGAACUGCAUUGUCACCACCCAUGGGCCUCCUCCCAUGGCUGGCCAUUCCUCCUGUGUGAUAGGAGACAAAAUGAUUGUUUUUGGUGGCUCUUUAGGAUCCCGGCAAAUGAGCAGUGAAGUCUGGGUCCUGGACCUGGAGCAGUGGUCGUGGUCCAAGCCGAACAUCUCUGGCCCCAGUCCUCAUCCCCGAGGUGGCCAGUCUCAGAUUGUUCUAGAUGAUGUGACUAUCCUAAUCCUUGGUGGGUGUGGCGGUCCCAAUGCUCUGUUCAAGGACGCCUGGCUGCUGCACAUGCACCCAGGUCCCUGGGCCUGGCAGCCACUCAAGGUAGAAAACGAAGACCAUGGUGCCCCGGAACUAUGGUGCCAUCCAGCCUGCCGGGUGGGACAGUGUGUGGUGGUCUUCAGCCAAGCUCCUAGUGGGAGAGCACCCCUCAGCCCCAGUUUGAACUCUCGCCCAUCACCUAUCAGUGCCACUCCUCCAGCCCUAGUUCCCGAAACCCGAGAGUACCGCUCCCAGUCCCCAGUGAGGAGUAUGGACGAAGCUCCUUGUGUUAAUGGCCGCUGGGGAACACUGAGGCCCAGGGCUCAAAGGCAGACUCCCUCAGGUUCCCGGGAAGGGAGCCUCUCCCCAGCCAGAGGAGAUGGCUCUCCUAUCCUCAAUGGUGGAAAUUUGUCUCCAGGAACAGCAGCUGUUGGGGGUGCUUCCUUAGACAGCCCAGUACAGGUGGUAUCUCCAAGCACUCCAUCUGCCUCUGAAGGGUAUGACCUAAAAGUGGGACUUUCCCUAGCCCCCCGGCGAGGGUCUCUACCAGAUCAGAAGGACCUGAGGUUAAAUUCCAUUGAUCUGAAUUGGGACCUGAAGUCUGCUUCCAGCAGCAGUCAUGUGGAUGGUGCAGACAACAGGACAGUUGCGGGGAGUGUGAGACACCCUCCAGAACAGACAAAUGGUGUUCACACCCCACCCCACGUGGCCAGUGCUCUUGCAGGGGCUGUAUCUCCCGGAGCCCUGCGUCGGAGUUUGGAAGCCAUCAAAGCGAUGUCAUCCAAAGGCCCCUCAGCCUCAGCCGCACUAAGUCCUCCUCUUGGGUCUUCUCCAAGCUCCCCUGGGAGUCAGAAUCUGAGCAGUGGAGAAACAGUACCCAUCCCCCGCCCAGGACAAGCCCAAGGAGAUGGUCAUUCCUUACCCCCCAUUGCUCGACGCCUGGGCCACCACCCUCCACAGUCCCUCAAUGUUGGCAAACCUCUGUACCAGAGUAUGAACUGCAAACCUAUGCAGAUGUAUGUGCUGGACAUUAAAGACACCAAGGAGAAAGGCCGGGUGAAGUGGAAAGUAUUUACCAGCAGUUCUGUGGUCGGGCCUCCUGAAACCAGCCUGCACACAGUGGUCCAGGGCAGAGGAGAGCUCAUCAUAUUUGGAGGGCUCAUGGACAAGAAGCAGAAUGUGAAGUACUAUCCAAAAACCAACGCCUUGUACUUUGUGCGAGCGAAGAGAUAAUGUGUUCAAAACCCCUUCCCUUUCUGUGGCUUUUAAUUUGGGAUUUUCCAGUGGACAAGCAUUUGGACUGGCACUUGGGAAAAACAACAUGACUCCCACAAACCAAAACUCCAAUUCCACGCCUGACUCACUCCAGGCUGGGAUCAAAUCUCCAUUAAGGAAAAGAUUAUAUAUAUAUAUAUAUAUAUA